This is a messenger RNA of Hippocampus comes (tiger tail seahorse), 1641 nucleotides long. RefSeq names its product Y-box-binding protein 2-A-like. The transcript is spliced from 10 exons. Gene Ontology annotation, molecular function: nucleic acid binding. NCBI's taxonomy places the organism in Eukaryota, Metazoa, Chordata, Actinopteri, Syngnathiformes, Syngnathidae. Bases 154 to 1074 code for a protein of 306 amino acids. The record is from RefSeq and is a predicted model, not a curated record.
AUUCCGCCAAUCAGAAAGUGACUUCCGCCCGGUGGCCCCGGGCUACGCCUGGAUAAAAACCUGAGCAGGUGGACGCCGGACCCGACUACUUUCGGUUGGGGCGCCAAUCGCGGAACGCAACGAGGACUUACAUCUAGCAAAGUGACAGCCAGCAUGACCGACGCCGACGCCGAGGCACAGAGCGCUCCACCUUUGGCCCCCGUGGAAGACAAGCCACAAGCGGAGAGGAAAAUCAUAGCCACCUUGGUACAAGGGACAGUGAAGUGGUUCAACGUACGUAAUGGAUACGGCUUCAUUAACAGGAAUGAUACCAAGGAAGAUGUGUUUGUUCAUCAGACGGCAAUCAAGAAAAACAACCCGAGGAAGUUCCUCCGGAGUGUUGGCGACGGCGAAGUGGUAGAGUUCGACGUGAUCGAAGCUGUCAAGGGUUCGGAAGCAGCCAACGUGACUGGCCCCGGCGGGGUGCCUGUCAAGGGGAGCCGCUACGCGCCCAACAAGCGCCGCUUCCGGCGGCGGUUCUUCCCGCGGCCCGGGGACAAGCCGGCAGACGGCCAGACCCCCGGCGUCGAUGAGGAAGGGCGUGCCGACGAUGGAAGACCCCAACUGCAGCAACGCCAAAGGCCUCGCCGACCGCUCCCGCAGUCAAAUGGUGAAACAGGCGAACUAAAAGGCACAGAAGGAGAUCAAACACAAAGACUGCCGCGGCGUCGGUUCUGGCGGCCAUAUCGGCGACCGUUCCGUCCACGACCUGCUUCGGCCCAUCCGAAGGAGGGUGAUCAGAAUCAGCAGCAGCAGGCAAAUGCACCUGAGGAGCAACCAGAGUCGUCCGAAAACAAUGCAGAUGCCGCAGAGGGCCAGAAGCAGCGGCAACGCCAGCUGAGACGCCGACGGCAGAGAAACUCUGAGUCAUCGGUCUCCAAAAACGGAACUGAGAAGUCUGCCUCGGAACCCGGUACCCCUCCUCAGACCUCCAAGGGAGACUUGAAAUCCAAAUCCCCGAAGGGCUCUCUGAAGAGCCCACCCAAGUCACCAGAGCAGCCGGCUGACACAAGUGUCCCGGCACCGACGGAGUGACGGUCCCUCGCGGACAGUCGAGGGACCCUUGAGAAGGGGUCCAUGCAUUGAAGGACUGGCCCUAUUUGAGAACGUACGUCUCCCCUCCUUGCACACCCUCAAUCCCCCCCGUCCCCUAAACCUGCGUCACCCCUCGGAACACCUCUGCCCCGCCCCCACCUUACUCCAUAGGCAGGAAAGACACAGGUGUGGAUUUUCAUCUUAAGAAGGGGCCUGAAAAGGGAAAUGAUUAAAAAAAAAAAAAGAAAUGCUUCAAGUUCCCUAAAAAAAAACAACAAUUUUCUUUAAAUUGAUGCAUCAAGUAGUUACUACAGGAACUAGCCUUGAUUUUUAUUUGACUUUUUAAUUUUGUUGAAGAGGGGAGAACAAAGCAGGUGCAUUUACGGGGCUGGGUUUAGUUACCACCUGACAAUUCUUAAAGGUACCCUUCGUUAUCCUCGUUAGAGGGUGAAUUAUAAAUGGAAAAGCUUUGUUUUACUUGUGAUUUUUUUUUUUUUCGGUUUCCCAUGGAGGGGAUUAUGUGCAAUGUGAAAAAGUCGAUGUGAAUAAACCAUGUUUGCAAUUCUG